UCAAUGAUUUGAUACACACAUGAGCUAUUCGAUGUUUUUUCUUUUGAAAAAAAAAGCACAUAGAAAAUUUGAAAAACAAACAAACAUCCAAGUUCAAACCAAAUCCAACAAUGACCAAUUUGUUUUUGGAGAAAAACAAAUAAAAGAGAAAAAAAAAAACUCAACUUUUUUUCUUUCCAGAUAAGCAAAGCACUAACAUUGACUAUUGACUCAAGUGAAAGAUUGAUUAUCCCACGGACUCUCAGUUUUCUUCAAAAUAUCUGAAAGGGAAGAAUUCAGUCAAAAAAAUGAAAAUCCCUAAAAUAAGAGGAUAAAAGGGAGUUGAUUUUUAUUGAUUUUUGAAGUGUAUAACAAACAAAGAUGGAUUCAUAUAGUCAAGUGGAGUCAACUCUCAAGGAAGUACUUGAUGUGAUCAAGCCCCUGCGUGAUGAUUGGGUUACACGGUUUAAGAUCAUUGAUGAAUUGCGUGAAGUUGUUCAAUCUAUGGAAAGUUUAAGAGGUGCAACUGUGGAGCCAUUUGGAUCCUUUGUGUCUAAUCUCUUCUCGCGAUGGGGAGACUUGGAUAUUUCUAUUGAGUUACCUUAUGGUUCAUAUGUUUCAUCUGCUGGAAAGAAGAGGAAACAGAGUCUACUGGGAGAAUUACUAACAGCUUUAAGACGGAAAGGUGGAUGGCAGAGGUUGCAAUUUAUUCCCAAUGCAAGAGUUCCCAUUUUGAAAAUUGUGAGCAAAUGGCAGAACAUUUCUUGUGAUAUUUCAGUCGAUAAUCUGCAGGGCCAAAUAAAAUCCAAAUUCUUAUUUUGGCUCAAUGAGAUAGAUGGUCGCUUUCGAGACAUGGUUUUACUGGUGAAGGAAUGGGCCAAGGCUAAUGGCAUUAAUAAUCCAAAAUCAGGGACAUUCAACUCCUAUUCCCUCAGUUUGAUGGUUAUCUUCCAUUUUCAGACAUGUGUGCCUGCAAUUUUACCUCCUUUGAAAGAUAUAUACCCAACAAAUGUUAUGGAUGAUCUUACAGGUGUGAGAGCUGAUGCAGAGAGACGCAUUGCACAAGUAUGUUCUUCUAACAUUGACAGGUUUAGAUCAAGCAGAACCCCAAAUCCAAGUUCUUUGUCUGAACUGUUCAUUUCCUUUAUUGCCAAGUUUUCAGACAUACAUUCGAAGGCCUCGGAGAUGGGAAUCUGCUCGUUUACGGGACGGUGGGAGUAUAUAAGAAACAAUACAAGAUGGUUGCCCAAGACUUAUGCAAUAUUUAUUGAAGAUCCUUUUGAACAGCAAGAAAAUGCUGCUAGGGCUGUCAGUCAGAAACAACUGAUAAAGAUAUCUGAAGCAUUUGAGACAACUCGUCGAUUGCUUAUCUCAGCCAAUCCGAGCCAAAGUGCUCUCCUCCCUACAUUAGCUGGGCCACAAACAUCCAGAUAUAUUUUAAAUCAUUCAAUCAGUUACUCAAGCAACAAUGGUGGGCAAUACCUGAAUGCAAAUCUACAGGUGCACCGGGCUGUGCAUUCACCUUUGCAAAUGCAGCAUCAAGCUCAGAAAAUGGUGAUGCCCUCAACAUCUAAAGUGCAACCUCUAUUUCAGAAACCAAGGGUGGAAAGUAGAAGGCCACAACAUCAAUUUCAGAAACCAACACCAACACUGGCUCCCUCAUUGACACCCUCGGUCUCACAAGUACAACCUCAGUUUCAGAGAUUUCAGAAACCGACACCGGCAUCCUCACCAACACCCUCAGUCUCACAAGUGCAACCUCAGUUUCACAGAUUUCAGAAACAGACACUGACACCCUCACCAACACCCUCAGUCUCACAAGUGCGACCUCAGAUUCAGAGAGCAAGGCCGGAAAGUUCUCCAGGCUAUUUUGCCACUCAAAGGCCUUUUCAGCUACACCAAAAUCAAGGGAAGAUGUGGAAACCAAAAUCUGACAAUUAGAGAUCAUUGAUCAAAUUGAAAAUCUAUUGUGUAACUUGAGAGUAAGACUCAACAUUCAAGAUCUCAAAUUUUAUUUUGCCUGAAAAACCAAUGUUAUGGAAAGUGGUUAGAUGUCUGAGAGCA
This is a messenger RNA of Durio zibethinus, 2043 nucleotides long. RefSeq names its product protein HESO1-like. Lineage: Eukaryota; Viridiplantae; Streptophyta; Magnoliopsida; Malvales; Malvaceae. The record is from RefSeq and is a predicted model, not a curated record. Gene Ontology annotation, molecular function: RNA uridylyltransferase activity.